This is a messenger RNA of Durio zibethinus, 483 nucleotides long. RefSeq lists its product as uncharacterized. Lineage: Eukaryota; Viridiplantae; Streptophyta; Magnoliopsida; Malvales; Malvaceae. The record is from RefSeq and is a predicted model, not a curated record.
ACUACAUAUCUCUCAAAUUUCUAGCUAUCUUCAAAUAUUAAAUCAAGUUCUGAGGAAUUAAUUUGUAGCAUGGCUGAUAAUAAGGAAGGAGGCAUCGUGAAGAAAGGUCACGAGCAAGGAAUGAAAAUGGCAAUUUCCCUUUUGCAAGAGUUCGACCUCCCCGAAGGGCUUCUGCCUCUAGCCAACGUGGUGGAAGUGGGUUACGUGAAAGAAACUGGAUACAUGUGGAUUGUGCAGGAGAAGAAAGUGGAGCAUGAGUUCAAGAUGAUCAGCAAGCUAGUGAGCUAUGACAAUGAGAUUAACGGCUUUGUUGAGAAGAAAAGGAUCAAGAAGCUCAAAGGAGUGAAGGCCAAGGAGCUGAUGCUAUGGCCUCCGGUGAGUGAGAUCACCAUUGAUGAUAAAAAACCAGGGAAGAUACAUUUCAAGAGUCUUGCUGGGAUCACCAAGACAUUCCCUGUUGAGGCUUUUGCUGCUGGCCAGUGA